This is a messenger RNA of Colletotrichum acutatum, 2103 nucleotides long. RefSeq names its product peptidase C65 Otubain-domain-containing protein. The transcript is spliced from 4 exons. Lineage: Eukaryota; Fungi; Ascomycota; Sordariomycetes; Glomerellales; Glomerellaceae. The record is from RefSeq and is a predicted model, not a curated record. The coding region runs from base 1 to 2103 and encodes 700 amino acids. Gene Ontology annotation, cellular component: nucleus. Gene Ontology annotation, molecular function: cysteine-type deubiquitinase activity; ubiquitin binding. Gene Ontology annotation, biological process: protein K48-linked deubiquitination.
AUGGUUGGUCCCGGCCCGGGUGCCGGCCGGGCUCCAGCUGUCACCAGCACCACUCCCGCAUCGCGUGCAGUUCAGGUUCAGGGUCAGAGUCAGGUUGCUGCACUGGCACAUCAUCAUCAUCAGCAGCAGCAGCAGCAGCAACAGUCUCUUUCAUCUGCCUCCCCUCCUCCUUCACUACUUCCUCCAACCACCACCAACGCCAACGUUGUCUCUGGCGUUUCCGCCGUGGCUUCGGCUGCUACUUCUGCUGCCCACUUGCACCUUAACCACCAUAACAGCCCCGGCGCUGCUUCUGCCUCCUCCUCCUCCGCGUCUUCUUCUUCUUCCUCCUCCUCCUCCUCCUCCCGCUCCCUCUCCCGCUCCUCCCACCCCCAUUCCCAGUCUCAUUCCCAUUCCCACUCCCACUCCCAUUCGUCCCACGGAUACUCCCACGCCAACCUUUACUCCAACCACAACCACGGACACGUCCAGCAACAACACCCUCCUCCUCCUCAUCCUCACCCCGGCCCAUCUUCUUCGACAACAUCCUCUUCUGCCUUUUACACCACCAACUCCAACGCCAACCCAGGCUUCACAAACGCCGCCGCCGCCGCCUCCGUCGUUCCUGAUCACGCCCACACUCCAGCCCACGCCGUGAGCAGCACUCGUCGUCCUUCUGCCAUGGAACCCGGCGACCCCUCCGACCUUGCCGCCCAAGAAGCCGCCGCUCGGGAUUAUCAGCCACAGCUCGAGGGUUUAUUGGUGGGCGACAAGAUCACCAGCGACGCCAUAACCGACGAGUACGCCAAGGCUGACGAAAUCUAUAUCGCAAAGACCAUCACAUAUUCUCACUAUCGCCCCAUUCAAGGUGACGGAAAUUGCGGCUGGCGAGCAAUCGGCUUCUCCUACUUUGAGCAUCUCAUCAACAAUGGCGACCAGCAUCAGAUCCUUGGCGAGGCCGCACGCAUUACGAGCUUAAAUCAGUAUCUCCUCAACGUUGGCGGCUACGAUCGGAUGUUGUUUGAGGACAUGGUGGAAGAGACGAUCGGCUUGCUAAAAGAUGUCGCCCAGAAUAUUGCCAACCCACAGCUGGCCAUGGACAUCAUGGUCCAGCGCUUCAACGAUCAGGGCUCCUCCAACGCCAUCAUCUACCACCUUCGUCUGUUGGCGCUCUCAUGGCUCAAGGGAAAUGUCGACCUCUACGAACCCUUUAUCCCCGCCGAGACGGGUAUCAUCGGCUAUUGCGCCGAAAUCGAACGCCCAAACAGAGAGAUUGACCAUCUCGGUAUCAUUCUGCUUGUUCAGGUGCUGUUGAAGCCUAUCAACUUCGUGCUGGAAAUUGCAUAUCUCGAUCGUAGCCCGGGAAACCAAGUCAACAUUUACCGCUUUCCGGACGAAGCCAAUGGUCAAGACCCAGCCACUCUGGGCCCCAUCAUCUACUUGCUCUACCGGCCCGAUCACUACGACAUUUUAUACAAGUCGCCUCCGAACCCGGCACCCUUGACUCUUCAGGUUCACCGUGUUGGUUCCUUUUCUCACUCUCAAGAGAUUGCGAGCGUGGGCCCCCCUUUGCACAGCUAUUCUCUCGACUAUGGCCCCUUGGCCAUGCUGCCCGGAUUCGGUGGCCCGCCCUCGGGCUUGUCUUCGGCUCUGUCUUCACUCGGCUCUCCCACAUCCACAUCUCCGCUCCCAGACGCCUAUGACCCUUCACCUCAGUCUCCUUGGCUCACGACGCCGUACUCUGAUCAUCACAUUCAGCAGCAGCAGCAGCAGCAGCAGCAGACGGCACCAGCCCCUCGACCACAGUCUCAAACGCCAGCUCGACCACAACAGUCGACGCCCGCCCCUACGAAGCCUUCGCAGCCCGUUGACUACCAGCUCAGAUUUAGUCACCAGUGCUGGCAUCUCAACAACACCAGCUCGACGCAACCAUCAGUGAUACCCGGCCAGGCAGGAUUCCAAGAACCCAGCUUUACUACUGCAAUGUUCAAAAACAGCCAUUUUAACAAGGCGCACUAUAAUAAUCCUCACUUUCAUCCCGAGGAGUGGACUCCUGACGAUGAUGGCCACCACGAGCGGCUGCCGGCGCCCAAGAAGAAGGGAAGGGCCAGGUCGGAUCACUAG